This is a messenger RNA of Onychostoma macrolepis, 5025 nucleotides long. RefSeq names its product tweety family member 3a (gene ttyh3a). Gene Ontology annotation, cellular component: plasma membrane. The coding region runs from base 10 to 1593 and encodes 527 amino acids. The transcript has 15 exons. The record is from RefSeq and is a predicted model, not a curated record. Lineage: Eukaryota; Metazoa; Chordata; Actinopteri; Cypriniformes; Cyprinidae. Gene Ontology annotation, molecular function: volume-sensitive chloride channel activity; intracellularly calcium-gated chloride channel activity.
AUAAAGACUAUGGCAGCCGUUGUGAAUUACUCUCCUCCGUGGUGGGUUAAUCUUCUCCACAGACUGCCUCACUUUAAUCUGCAAUUUGAACAAACCAGCAGUGAUUUUCGACCGGAGGACUCCUCAUACCAGCAGUCUAUCCUGCUGCUGGGCAGUGUAGCUCUGGCAUGCUUGGCCUUGGACCUCCUCUUCCUCCUCAUCUACUCCUGCUGGCUGUGCUGCCGCCGUAAGAAGAGCGAUGAGCAGCCAAACGCAGACUGCUGCUGCACCGCCUGGUGCGUCAUCAUUGCCACCCUCGUCUGCAGCGCUGGCAUUGCUGUUGGUUUCUACGGGAAUGGCGAAACCUGUGACGGCGUGAAUCGGUUUACCUACUCCCUCCGCCAUGCCAAUCGCACCGUGUCAGGAGUGGACAGAUUGGUGUCAGAAAGUACAUCAGCUCAGAGCCAGACUGUGGACGAGAACCUUCAGCUGCUAAAGGACCAGUAUGCAAAGCACACAGACUACCUGUCCAUUGUACAGAAACUCCAGGAUCAGCGGAGCGAGCUUGUUCGUCAGAUGGCUGACAUUCCCUUUUGGAGCGAUCUCAGCAUCUCCCUGGAGGAUCUGGCAACCCAGAUUGAACUGUAUGACUGGUACAGGUGGCUAGGCUACCUGGGUCUGCUGCUGUUUGAUGUGCUCAUUUGCCUGCUGGUGCUCUUUGGCCUUAUCCGCAACUCCAAAGGAACUCUGAUUGGGGUGUGUUUUCUGGGUGUGUUGGCGCUGGUAAUCAGCUGGGGCUCACUGGGUCUGGAACUGGCUGUCUCCUCGGGCUUCAGUGACUUCUGUGCAGCGCCUGACAUGUACAUGACCAAGGUGUCAGAGCAGUAUAUGCUCAUCAAGAAAGAUAUCCUGCAGUAUUACCUCACAUGUAGCGUGGGUCAGGUCAACCCCUUCCAACAGAAGCUGUCAGGAAGUCACAAAGCACUGGUGGAAAUGCAGGACGAUGUGUCAGAACUACUGCGCUCUGCAGUCCGGGAAUACCCCAAAACAAAGGGAAACCUUGAGCAAAUUCAGGGGGGUUUGAACACCACUGAAGUUGGACUGCACCAGCUCACUGCUCUUGUGGACUGCCGCAGUUUGCACAUGGAUUAUGUGCAAGCAUUGUCUGGAGUGUGUUAUGAUGGACUGGAGGGCCUGAUCUACCUGGUGCUGUUCUCGUUCAUCACAGCUCUCAUGUUCACCUCCGUCGUCUGCAGUGUGCCACACACAUGGCAUGGCAAAAGGCCUGAUGAGGACAGUGAGGAGGAGUCCAUGGCUCCUGGAGGCAGACAGAAUCAUGAUAACCUGUACCGGGUGCACAUGCCCAGUCUCUACAGCUGCGGCAGCAGCUACGGCAGCGAGACCAGCAUCCCUGCAGGAGCACACACUGUCAGCAACGCUCCUGUUACUGAGUACAUGACCCAGAAUGCAAACUUCCAGAACCCUCGCUGUGAGAACACUCCUCUGAUCGGGAGAGAAUCUCCUCCUCCGUCUUUGUAUUUGACAUCCACGGACAGUAACAGCCGUCACAGCUGGCAGUUAAAGCCAUCGGAGAGUUCCCGCUCGUUUUGGUAACAGCCUCGGCUAUUCCAACAGUACACAUCCAGCAUGAGGGCCAAGUACCUGGCCAACGCCCGGCCCGACCCCAACAGCAGCACCUCAGCAAACUAGAGGAACACUGUCUUUUUUCCCUUCAAUCUAAAGCUCCCACUCAGCCACGUUGUUCCCACAGCCCAGACCGGUUUCACCCCAGGCCCACCCAUCUUUGAUGCUUGCUCUCCAACCCAGCUGAUAAAGGACGUCCUUGCAUCAUGUAAAUACUGCUGUCAGAGGAAUGUUCCAGAGGCCUCUUGCGCUUUUUCCAGAUGGCCGGUUCAGUUCAGGCAGCUAGUAGGGUUACUUUCAGCCCUGAGUGCUUGUGUGUGAGCGCCUGUAAUGAGUAUGAACUUCAUUACCUACAGAGACAUUGAGUGACGUGUGUGUGUGUUGAUCCAUGCUGCCCUUGCUCAUUUGUGGUGCUCUUGCCAGAGGUUCAGAAAGGUCCAAAACUGAAGAACUGGACAGGGUUUAACGCCCAUAACCCUACAUUCCUGUGUAGCCUCUGUCCUCUGGUCAUUUGAAGUAAUGUGACCUUCUCCAUUUGCAGGACCUACUGCCACAUCCCAACUCUACCGUUUACAUCAGUGGCAUCUACUGUAAUAUAACUGAACCGAUCUAAUAUGAACAGCGUGAGAUCAAUGAGAAUUUUCCCAGAAUUCAGUAAUUGGGUUCCACUUGUUUAGGCUUAGAUUGCAGUUUUUAAAUUAACAGUAGCUGUUCUAAUGAAAUGGUGUGAGAAAGAAGUCCAAAAACAUACUCUACUCUAGUAAACAAAUGCAGACGCCAAGAAUGUGGCGACUCAUUGUACGUGCUUUGGCGCUAACCUCCAUACUCAAGGGGGCGAUACACCUAUUAUGUUUUAUUCACUGCAUUACUAAUAUAGUCCACUUAAAUAAGUGAAAGAAAAGGAGUGAGUGAAUUUGUUGGAGUGGUGAACACAGUCUUCUGGCAAGUUUGGUAGAAUAUAUUCGGCAUGACUCUCACAGUGCAUUUGUAUUCAAUAACAGCUAACCAUUGAGUGUACAUCAGUUGCAGUGAAUUAUGGAAGCGAGUGUACUUGAUCAUGUUCACGAUUAAUUGCAGACACCAAAUAGUGCACUAUAUUUCAGACGCAGCCCAAGUUUCUCUUCAAAAAAUUGCUUUUUCAUGACUCUAAUAGCCUUAAAGAUAAAAAUUUGACUGUGGAAGUUGACGGAAAUGCUUGCUUUAGCAAACUUGUUGCGUUAUGGAUUCCAGUGUAAUGCAUGAAAUCAAGUUUGAGUUAGCACAGUUAGCUUAUGCAUUUUUGUACUCGUGUAUAGUAUGUUUCAGGCCUAAAUCUGUAGCAUACGCUGGUUGUGAGGAGAAUAUAUUUUUGGAUUUUUCAUCUCAUUUACAGGCUUGAGUUUUCAGUGAGGAAAUUAUGGUUUGUAGAUGUUUACCUAUUGAAAUUCUUGUUGGGAUCUUCUCAAUACAGAUGGACUGAAUUAAACCAACUACUCAUUUAACUGGGCUGUAUCCACUGCCAUUACUGGAAAACCUGGAUAACCAGAGCUGGACAAAACCAGCCUAACAAAGAGGAAGUUGAGGAAACCUCAUCAGAUAGUUGACCAAACCUUGAUGACCUGGAUUUUGACCAAACGCUGAUGAUCUGGACAACCUCAAACUGCUUUUAUAUCCAAGUAGUUUCAGUCUGAAUUCAACAGAACUCUAAAAUUGCUUAGUCUGAUGCUGGGAUCAUUACAUUUGUCCUAUUGCUGUACAAACAUAGAGACACUGGGACCAGCUUGGACAAUUUGCCAUCGCUUAGCUGUUCUAGGAAAGAAGAUGGGAGAAGUUCAUUGUAGUGUACACAAUGUAAACUUAACAUUUGGACCUUAAUUUUGCUAAUCAGUUUAGUCCUCAGGAAAGGGGACACCAAUAUGGCAGGAAGUAAAGUCAUCAGUGUACUGUCUUUUUUUUUUCUCUCAUUCAAAGAAAUGGAAGAGAGCCGCAAGCCUCAGUAACUUGUGCUGUAAUUCAGUGUGACUUUCAAAUCCCGCAAUUUCCUGGGCUUGUUGCUUCUGUACCACAAAUUGCUUUCAUUCCCAGAGUUGAGGGGAAACUUGCCAUCCCAGAAGAGGACAUAAAAGUGAUGUGCUGUCAUCCAGAAUUUUUUCCCCUUGAUGAGAGCACAGACACACAGGAGGCUGGCAUCUGAUCAGGGUGAACUCCCUUUCUCCUCAAAAGACCUCUCUCUGAUGUUGUAGACCGAGUCUAGUAUGAAUGCAUCUCCCCUCUGGACCUUAUAAAGUGGUGCCAAUGUUCUCAUAUCAUGGGCAUCUUUGGUUCCACCUUCACACACACACCUCAGGACUGACUGCCUCCUUCCUCAUACUGCCAACAUCUCAAUUUCAGGACACCAAGUCCAGGUCAUAUCCUUACCAUUUCAGGGCUCAACAAAAAGCAGUCAAAAAUGUUGCAUUUUUGUUAUCCACAUGCUCUAAAUUCAUAAUGAUAAAGGUUCAUAAUUCGUGAAGAAUAGCUAAAGCAUUGGUUUGGUGGUUCAUUCUUAUUGUUGAACCCUGAUUUCCAUCUCCUAGAGAUCUGCAUGCCGUUUAAAUGCGAACUAAUAACAAAUGCCAAUGUGACAGCGUUGCUCCUGAGGUCCCAGACUUUUAUGAAAACAAGCAAGAACUUCAUGGAGAAGAACAGAGCCUUGGAUUGUGUUCUUCAGCAAUUAUUGGACCAUGUGAGUUCUUUUGCUUCUCAAAGGCAUGGUCAUCCUAUAAACAUGGAGUGGAACCAUGUUGUGUGCUACUGACGCUUGCAUUGGUUUCUUGAUUGAUGCUUUUGUGAUGAAUGAUGAGGUCCUUACGUCCUCGACUGUGCCAAUAACCGACAGCUUUCCUAUAUCUCUAAAUGUUUCGCAUCUUUGAAGUGGACUCUCAUGAGCUCUGUGUGGCCUGAGCAACCAGAUGAGACACCUGUGAACAUGAGCCUGACGUUGACGCUGACGGGAGUGUUUUUAUUUUUCUCUGUAAAUGACCAUGUUAGUGAUGAUGCAAUCUCUGUUUUUAUGUCGCCAUUUACUCCUUGGUAAUGUCAUACUGCAAAAAUAAUGUAUAUACGGUAUAUUGAGCAAAUGUUUGCAAGAAAAUGCCCUGUUAAGGACAUGUAAUUGUGCUGUGAUAUAGUACAAACAGGAUUUGUUUUUAAUUACUUUUUAUUUGAAUUUCAUAGUCCUCGUGGCAUAUUUUUAGACAUAUUAGGAAGCACAAAAUAUUUUGUCUCAUGCGAUUUAAUGAUUUUGGUCUUUUAUCAAGAUGUUUUUAUAUGACUUCACUGUAGGAUGAACUUUUUUUCAGUUACUAAAAUAUUGUAAAUGUAAAACCUGUGGGUUUUUUUGAGCUUGAACUGUGUUUUCAGAUUAAACCUAACAUUAACUGA